This is a messenger RNA of Marmota monax (woodchuck), 1722 nucleotides long. Its product is annotated as thiamine transporter 2-like. Bases 1 to 915 code for a protein of 304 amino acids. Gene Ontology annotation, cellular component: plasma membrane. Gene Ontology annotation, biological process: vitamin transport; transmembrane transport. The transcript has 2 exons. Lineage: Eukaryota; Metazoa; Chordata; Mammalia; Rodentia; Sciuridae. The record is from RefSeq and is a predicted model, not a curated record. Gene Ontology annotation, molecular function: thiamine transmembrane transporter activity.
AUGCACGUCAUCUUAACCAUAACACAAAAGACAACUAACUUUCCACUUCGGACCUACUCUUACCUGGUGCUGCUGCUCCCCGUGUUUGUCCUCACUGAUUACGUCCGCUACAAGCCGGUCAUCGUCUUACAGGGGAUAAGCUUCAUCGUCACCUGGCUGCUGCUCCUGUUUGGCCAAGGAGUGAAGAUCAUGCAGCUUGUUGAAUUUGUCUAUGGUCUGGUCUCGGCCACCGAGGUGGCCUACUAUGCCUACAUCUACAGUGUGGUCAGCCCAGAGCACUACCAGAAGGUGAGCGGCUACUGUCGGAGUGUCACGCUGGUGGCCUACACAGCGGCCUCGGUGCUGGCCCAGCUCCUGGUUUCCCUGGCAAACGUGUCCUACUUCCACCUCAAUGUCACCACCUUGGCCUCUGUCUCCGUGGCUUUCUUCUUCUCGCUCUUUCUGCCAAUGCCCAAGAAGAGCAUGUUUUUCCACGCAAAACCCAGCAAACAAGCUUCUCAGAAGACACCAGGACAGACUGCUGUCCUAGAGGAAGCCCAUAGAGGUGACGAAGCAGCCCACCAAGAAGCAGGCACCCUUUCCAGGCAUGGGGAGGAGAGCCAGCCCAGCAGCCCCAAGCCCAGACAUGAGGCUUUGAGGAGCAGCGUGCAGUGGUUCCAGGAUCUGCGGGAGUGCUACUCCUCCAAGCGUCUUUUCUACUGGUCCCUGUGGUGGGCUCUUUCCACAGCGGGUUUUAACCAGGUUUUGAACUAUGUGCAGAUCCUGUGGGAUGACAAGGCCCCAUCCCAAGAUUCCUCCAUCUAUAAUGGAGCAGUAGAAGCCCUUGAAACCUUGGGGAGUUGGUAUGCAAGACUUUAUCUUAUCCAUGUGCAGAAAAUGUGCAUAAUAUAUGUAGCUGAGAUACUCCAUGGUUAAAAAAAAUAAAAUAAAAAAAUAAAAACAGUUAGGCUAUUUGGAAAUAACUGUAAUGAGUGUAUUUUAGUGAUGUGGAGCCCUGAGAAGAGAAAGCUCAUGAGACCUCCGAUUACAAGACCUAAGGUUAGGAAGAGUAUACAGCAUGUGGUUAAUGUGACAUAUUUGCUAUUUAUAUGGAAGAGGACUACUGAAUCAAUGGGGAAAAACGCUGUCUCAAGUUUUUAUCCAUGUUCUAUCACUUCCAAAGUGGGCAAGUCAAUUAAAACUCCAGUUUAAUCCAUUCUGUUCUCCUAAAAGGCCAGAACAAUACUGGCUAGCUUCCUUCAUAAGAUUACUUUUAAGACCAAAAGGGAUCUUCAUGUAAAGGUAAUUGUAUAUUGUAAGGUCGGUCUUAAGUGAAAAACAGAGUUUUUGUUAAUUUUUAAUACAAAAUGAAUUAUUAAGCAUUCGAACUGUAAUCUUGGAUAACACCGUGGUAUUGAUUUCAACACUGAAUACUAGAUUGUUUGGAAAAAAAAUAAGACUUUAGUUACAAAAUUCAAAAGAGGCAGCUAAUGUCAUGAAAGACUGAUGAAGCUCUACCUUUCCCUAAAGACAUCAGUGACAAGGUAGCAUCCUACUGACCAAAUGUGGCCUGUCCUCGGACAGCUGGAGGUUUCCGAUUGAACCAUCAAGACCCCUUCCUUCCUCUAGUCUUUCACCAACUCUAGUCUUUAGCUGUCAUUUGCAAGCUGUUGACAUGAGGUGGGCAAACUGAGCCAUGGCACACACUACAGUGUGCAGUGCACGCUGUAGAAAAACAGCAAC